AUGUCUUCUAAAAGGCUAAAUCAUAGCGACUACACUGUUGCCUGGAUCUGCGCACUGCCGCUGGAGCUGGCAGCCGCUAAAACCAUGCUCGAGGAGACGCACGCACCACUGUCUGCUCGACCAUCCGACCACAACUCCUACACGCUGGGAAGAGUAAGCGGGCACAAUAUAGUUGUCGCCUGUUUGCCCUCCGGCGUGUACGGGACAAUCUCUGCAGCAGCAGUUGUCUCGCAAAUGACUUCCACGUUCCCCUCGAUCGCCUUUGGCCUCAUGGUCGGGAUCGGCGGCGGGGUACCCAGCAGAGAUGGUGACAGCACACCUGAUAUCCGCCUUGGAGAUGUGGUGGUGAGCAUGCCGUCUGGCACGUCCGGUGGAAUUAUACAAUACGAUUACGGCAAGGUGCUAUCUCACGGACUCUUCCAAUCAACGGGCUCCCUGAACCGACCGCCGCAGGUCCUGUUAAGCGCCGUGUCUCAGAUGCGCAGUGACCACAUGAUUAAGGGGUCAGAAUUUCAGAACACCAUUACUGGCAUAUUGGAUAGUUUCCAGUACAUGAGAGAACAUUUCUCGCGUCCGGGAAGGGACUGGCUCUUCAGCCCAGCGUACGAACACUCGAGCUACAGCCGGGAUUGCUCACAGUGCGACCCGAGCCAGCUUGUCGUGCGACCUCCACGACAAUGUACCGAGCCCCAAAUCCACUAUGGCUUGAUUGCGUCUGGGAACGGUGUUAUCAAGGAUGCCCAGACACGCGAUAGGAUCGCUCAGCAGUUUGGCGGAAUUCUCUGUUUCGAGAUGGAGGCCGCUGGUCUGAUGGAUCAACUUCCCUGUCUCGUCAUACGUGGCAUUUCGGAUUACUGUGACUCACACAAGGAGAAGGAUUGGCAAGGCUACGCAGCCUUGUGCGCGGCUGCAUAUGCCAAGGUUCUGCUUUCUCUCGUGGCCGCCCGAAUUCCGUCUGAGACUGCUCGGGCGCGCUCGAGCGAUGGGAUCGAUUACCGAGAGGGUAAUACGUCGUUCAACAAUUUCGGUCCUGGUGCGCAGUUCAAUGCUAUGGGCGGAAUUCAGAAUAACAAUCUGGGCGGUGGAAAUCAAUUCUUUGGGAGUAGUUUCACGGGGCCCGUAUCCUUUCGUUGA
Messenger RNA from Aspergillus calidoustus, 1134 nucleotides. Lineage: Eukaryota; Fungi; Ascomycota; Eurotiomycetes; Eurotiales; Aspergillaceae. The record is from the annotation of a GenBank genome assembly.